GAUUGAGACAGAUUCAAAUCGACUGGCUGUCAGAGAAGUCUAAAGAAAUGGUUUUUCUGAGAUUAAUUUUCGCUGUCGCAGCCCUGACGACCUUGGCAGUUGAAGGUGGUCGAUUGUACGUUUCCAAUGGACAUUUCAUGAAAGACGGAAAGCGCGUAUUUUUGUCCGGAAUCAAUCUAGCUUGGAUCCACUAUGGCUGGGAAUAUGGAAAUGGAAAUUUUCAAAGAUCCAAACCAGAAAUGGAGAGAUACAUGAAAGAACUACACGAUGCUGGUGGAAAUUCUAUGAGAGUUUGGGUAUUCUUUGCUGGAGAAAGUGUGCCAAUAUUUUCUCAAACCGGACACGUUACCAAAUUAGACAACAAAAAUACGUUUAUUAGUGAUUUUAAAGAAAUGACAGCUAUAGCUCGAAAAUAUGAUAUUCUCCUCUUCCCGUGUUUAUGGAAUGCAGCAAAAAGCGACCAGUAUACCCAGAGACUUGCAGGUAUCAUCUACGACGAGACCAAACUCAACAGCUUCAUCGACAACGCUUUGGUUCCAUUGGUAACAGCUCUUAAAGACGACCCUGCUAUUGGUGGGUGGGAUUUGAUGAACGAACCCGAAGGAUUAGCUAACACCCAGCACACGGAAGCCGAGCCAUGUUUUAGCUCUAUUAAGGGUGUUGGGGGUUGGGCUAAGAGCAUGUUCCCUUUUAGAUUAUAUGGAAGAUUUUUCAACUGGGCCGCAGCAGCUAUUAAGAAAGCCGAUCCCAAAGCUCUGGUAACCAUAGGAACCAAUGUCAUGAUCAACACAGACCAAAUGGGCAGGAGAAAUUAUUUCUCAGAUCAUUGCCUGAUUAAAGCUGGAGGCAAGAAAGAGGGUACUUUGGAUUUCUAUCAGUGGCACUCUUAUACAUGGCAGGGCCACUUUAACUCUCUUUCGCCCUUCAAGCAUUCUGCUAGUGAAUACAAACUCGAUAAACCGCUGGUAAUUGGUGAGUUCAGUGCCAAGGCAAGUGAAGGCAUGUCCUCCACUCAAAUGUACCAUUACUCCUAUAACCACGGCUAUCAAGGCGCUUGGAUCUGGUCGGCAACUGAUAAAACAGCUGGAACAUCGUGGAGCGAAGAAAAGAAGGGAGUUUCUUCUAUCAGGCAUGAAAGUAAGAAUGGAGUCACUGCAAUAAAUGUUUGAAAAACAUAACUUUGAUGUGAUGGUUUUAUAAGAGCCAAUAAAGGAGUGGUCUCCAUUUACUCUC
This is a messenger RNA of Lottia gigantea (owl limpet), 1233 nucleotides long. RefSeq lists its product as hypothetical. The record is from RefSeq and is a predicted model, not a curated record. Gene Ontology annotation, molecular function: hydrolase activity, hydrolyzing O-glycosyl compounds. The transcript has 7 exons. Gene Ontology annotation, biological process: carbohydrate metabolic process. NCBI's taxonomy places the organism in Eukaryota, Metazoa, Mollusca, Gastropoda, Lottiidae. Bases 48 to 1169 code for a protein of 373 amino acids.